AUGAAUCUAUCUGCACGUUCUCAAAUGUUGCUUUCAUCAUCAAGCUCUCGUUGUCACAUCACAAAUGAUGAAAGCUCGUCAUUGGUCCUCCUAGAAAUUGGCGAUAAUUGGCGGGCGAUGAGGUGGUCGGCGGUUAGGCGCUCAUCGAGUGCUGGUCGAGGUCCCUGCAACGUCGCUGUUAGUGGUAUGCACUUAGUGAAUUUGAGAGUUGAUAGGCUCAGUGCUCAGGCUGUUGCGAUAGACGACCGUUACUCUACAGCGAUGUCCGUGCACCCGACGGCGCACUGA
Molecule: messenger RNA, 288 nt
Organism: Arctia plantaginis
Lineage: Eukaryota; Metazoa; Arthropoda; Insecta; Lepidoptera; Erebidae
Source: the annotation of a GenBank genome assembly